Molecule: messenger RNA, 687 nt
Organism: Sycon ciliatum
Lineage: Eukaryota; Metazoa; Porifera; Calcarea; Leucosolenida; Sycettidae
Exons: 1
Coding region: 1-687 (228 amino acids)
Source: RefSeq, a predicted model, not a curated record
AUGGGAAAGGAAGAUGAACGCAAGCUACGGCGCAUGAAGGAUGACAUUAUGUCGCUCUAUGAUGAAGAAGCUAAGAGGAACCGCAAACAAUCAACGUUCGUACCGCUGUCCCAAGAAGAGAAAGAUGAGAUUCAACAGCUCAGGGGAAAACAUAAUGUUGUCAUAAAGCCGUCAGACAAGGGAAAGGGAUUCGUCUUGUUACCCAGUACACAAUAUGAUGAGAAAGCCGAAGCCAUGCUGGACCAAGAAGCUGACUAUGAGAAGGUGGCCAUGACGGUGGACAAACUGGAUGAGGAGACAAGACGUUUUGUCGACACUCAUCUGAAGAACAAGCUCCCGGAGAAACUGGAGAAGGCAAUUAAACCGAGGCACUCGCGGAUGCCAAGGUUUUACGGUCUCCCCAAAGACCAUAAGGCAGGAUUGCCAUUGCGUCCCGUGGUCAGUUCUUGCGACAGUCCUACAAGUAACCUUUCGUUGAUUGUUGAAAGGAUACUGAAUCAGCUCCUUAUGUUCGUACCUGCUCAUCUAGAUAGCACCGAAGCCUGCAUUGAAGACAUCAAGAGGCAUCGCCAGGUCCCGGAUGGCUGCAUCAUCGCCUCAUUCGAUGUAGUGGGCCUCUAUUCGAACAUUCCUAUAGAUGAGAGCAUUUCGGCCGCUAUUACCAAGCUAGAGCAGCAUAAAGAUUAG